Molecule: messenger RNA, 321 nt
Organism: Gongylonema pulchrum
Lineage: Eukaryota; Metazoa; Nematoda; Chromadorea; Rhabditida; Gongylonematidae
Source: the annotation of a GenBank genome assembly
AAUCGUCGUGCAAUCGGAAUUAUGGAAUACAAUCCACCCAGUUUCACGUUUUUUUCACCUCUUGCAGUAAACGUGAACCAGGAACUGGACUUAACACCAUAUGGUGAAUUUAAGCAAAAAUUUGAGAAAAAGGCUCAAGCACCGGCUACAUGCAGCGGUAUGGUUUUUAUUAGCGAACUGAUGGCUUUUCGUGUUUCAGACAGCACCGAUGUCAGUAGCAGCGAAAUCAACGAUGGUAACGGCGUUCACAAAACAAGCAAAAAAUUUAUCAUCAAGAAAGAAGAUAAUUUGCAUCGUCUGCGCUGAACCGGUCAAUACUGA